GGAACUUCGUGUUUUCUUUUUCCUUGUAAAUAGAUAGUACCAAGUGAGAGAUAGAUGGAUAGUCAAACAAGGAGACAGACAGUACACAUACAUAGAGACAAUACAGGUAUAGAAUAAACAACACUAACAGUACAUCCUACAUAUAUUAAACUACUUUUACCUGUAGUUAAUAUUCCUAAUCAUUUUCUAUCUCUCUCCGGCGUUGUUCAGGGUGGGAUAAGGGCCGUGGUAUGGACUGAUGUGUUGCAGCUUAGUGUCCUGAUGAUUGGUUUUGUUGUCAUCAUCAUCAAAGGUGUGGCAGAUGUAGGUAGCGUCCAGCAGGUGUGGGAGGUGGCUGUGAAACAUAACAGGGCAGGACCUCAGGCGUAUACAUAUGGCUACGAUCCCCUUAAACGACACACCGUUGCCAACAUCAUUAUCGGAGGUAUCUUCUUGACGGCCGUUCAAUACGGCAGCUCACAGACCUCCGUUCAGCGUUUCGCCAGCACCAAAAGUCUCUCCCAAGCUUAUUUGUCCCUAGUGAUGAUGAUACCUCUGUUUAUACUCGCCAUCUCUCUGGCCAUUUUUGCAG
Homarus americanus (American lobster) is the source of this 571-nucleotide messenger RNA. RefSeq names its product sodium-coupled monocarboxylate transporter 1-like. Gene Ontology annotation, molecular function: symporter activity. The transcript has 3 exons. The annotation marks the transcript as partial. Gene Ontology annotation, biological process: sodium ion transport. The record is from RefSeq and is a predicted model, not a curated record. Lineage: Eukaryota; Metazoa; Arthropoda; Malacostraca; Decapoda; Nephropidae.